Molecule: messenger RNA, 2613 nt
Organism: Eutrema salsugineum
Lineage: Eukaryota; Viridiplantae; Streptophyta; Magnoliopsida; Brassicales; Brassicaceae
Product: U3 small nucleolar RNA-associated protein 4
Exons: 11
Coding region: 54-2495 (813 amino acids)
Biological process (GO): meristem growth; meristem maintenance
Molecular function (GO): protein binding
Source: RefSeq, a predicted model, not a curated record
UAGUGUUGCGUCCUCUUUCUCAGAGAAGAUAGUUCGCCUCCUCCGUAGCACCAAUGUUUGAGUACCGUUGCAGCUCCGUCGAUUGGAAGCCAUCUCCGGUGGUAGCCCUUUCUACCAGUCCCGACGGCUCUCAGGUCGCCGCAGCUCGUGAAGACGGUUCUCUUGAGCUCUGGCUCGUCUCCCCUGGUGCUGUCUCUUGGCACUGUCAACUCAUCAUCCAUGGAGAUCCAAAAUCGAGAAUCUCCUACCUUGCCUGGCUUGGUUCUGGCUCUAAAGAUUUGAAUUCCGCUAGAUUGUUUUCUUCGAGUAUCGAUGGAACAAUUUCAGAGUGGGAUCUCUUUGACCUGAAGCAGAAGGUCGUCCUAGAGUCAAUUGGAGUAUCAAUCUGGCAAAUGGCUGUGACACCUCCCUCCACUGAAACAGAAGGCAAAGAAACUGAGCUGAUUCAGAAUAGAUACUUGAGUGAGAAAUCAGAUGACGAGGAAGAAAGUGGAAUUGAAGAUGAUUCAGAGUUGGAUGAGCUUGACGAGAAAUCAGAGGCCCUGGAUAGGCAUCUUGCUGUUGCCUGUGAUGAUGGCUGCGUGAGGAUAUAUUAUAUCUCUGAAUCAGACAAGUUAACAUACUAUAGAUCGUUGCCUAGAGUCAGUGGCCGUGCUCUAAGUGUGACAUGGAGUUUGGACGCUCACAGAAUCUUUUCAGGCAGUAGUGAUGGGCUGAUCAGAUGCUGGGAUGUUAAUCUCUGCCAUGAGGUAUAUAGAAUUACAGUUGGACUUGGAGGACUUGGAAAUGGGUCUGAGCUCUGCAUUUGGUCACUUCUUUCACUGAGAUGUGGAGUUCUUGUCAGCGGAGAUAGUACAGGAAGUGUCCAGUUUUGGGAUAGCCAGCGUGGAACCCUUUUACAGGCGCAUUCUAAUCACAAGGGUGAUGUCAAUGCUCUUGCAGCAGCCCCAAGUCAUAACCGUGUGUUUUCUGCAGGUGCCGAUGGACAGGUUAUCCUAUAUACGCUCGCUGGUGGUACACUCAAUUCAAAAGAUUUGAAACCUUCUUCCACUCAUAAGUGGGAUUAUAUCGGUUGUGUAAGGGCUCAUACGCAUGACAUCAGAGCUCUAACUGUGGCAAUGCCAAUAAGUUCAGAAGGUUCCCUUCCAGACAGUAAUACAAAAGGAAAAAGUCCUAAACAGCGGAGAAAGGAGAAGCCGGUUGGUUUUAGUUACCAUAAAUGGGCACAUAUGGGGGUUCCAAUGCUCAUUUCAGCUGGUGAUGAUGCAAAGCUUUUUGCAUACUCAGUUCAAGAGUUCACUAAGUUCCCUCCACAUGAUAUAUGUCCUGCGCCUCAGAGAGUACCUAUGCAGAUGGUACAUAAUACAAUGUUCAAUCAGACUUCUCUUCUCUUGGUUCAGGAUUCUUGUUCUUUAGAUAUUCUUCGUAUUCACAUAAGCAGUGAUUCUAGUGGGCGUGUCUCCACCAAGCCAUUGGUUCGUGUUAAAAGUAAAGAUGCCCGGAAGAUCAUAUGCAGUGCAAUUUCUAACACAGGGUCACUUUUUGCUUAUUCUGACCAAAUUCGCCCAAGUCUAUUUGAGUUGAAAAAUAAUAAGCAUGGAAAGAAUCCAUGGAGUGCAGAUAGAAAGCGACUUCCCAAUCUUCCAUUUGCUCACUCAAUGGUCUUCAGCUGUGACUGCUCUCGGUUGAUAAUAGCUGGGCAAGAUAGAAGGAUAUAUACUGUUGACAGUAAUAGCAUGGAGUUAUUGCAUACUUUUACUCCACGUCAGGAGGGGCUGGAAGGUGAAUUUCCUCCUCGCGAGCCUCCGGUUACAAAACUGUAUACUAGCUCAAAUGAUCAUUGGCUAGCUGCUAUCAAUUGCUUUGGGGACAUAUAUGUGUUCAAUCUAGAAACACAGAGGCAGCAUUGGUUCAUAUCAAGGUUUGAUGGUGCAUCUGUUGCAGCCGCUGGUUUUCAUCCCAGGGACAACAACAUUCUUGUGAUCUCAACCUCUUCAAACCAGGUCUUUGCAUUGGACGUGGAAGCUAGACAGUUGGGCGAGUGGUCAUUGCUGCACACUAUUUGUUUGCCAAAGAGAUACCAAGAGUUUCCUGGUGAAGUCGUAGGGCUCUCAUUCUCUCCAUCACUAAGUUCAUCAUCUGUAAUCAUUUACAGCUCCAGAGCAAAGUGUUUGAUUGAAUUUGGGAAGCCGAGGAAACAAGACGAAGAGAUGGAUUUGUCAUGCGGCAACCUCUCUGAAAAAGUAGAAGGUAGAAUUGCUAACAUUGGUUUGAAGAAACUGGGGAAUGGGACCCGGAAACGUAGGUUAGAGGAGUAUCAAAAAGAGAGCAAGAGUAAUGAGAGCGAGAAGUUUGAAAUGGUAACCUCAAAGCACCCGGUUCUAUAUCUAAGACAUCUAUCGAAAAGUGCAAUCUUGGUGGUAGAGAAACCAUGGAUGGAAGUUAUCAAGAGUUUAGAUACACAACCAGUUCACAGACAUAUAUUUGGGACAUAAGGAAGGAGAGAGAGAGAGAGAGAGAGAGAGAGAGAGAGAGAGAGGAAGCUCUUCUCUGAAGAAAGUUUCCCUUUUCAUUUUUGAGGCCCUGACAUAGUAGGUUGAAUGAAGUGUUUAA